UCCCAAAGCCCUUUUUUUGAAGCUCCAAGCUCGACAUUCCUCAACGUCUCCGAUAAAACUACAGCCAUGGCAGAGGUAUCGGUCGCUGAGCCCCAGGCUCCCAUUUCCACAAAUUCCCCCGAACCGGUUGACACCAAUGCCGACGAGAUGACCGUGGCGACAACCGUCGCGACGGACGACACACCGCAAGGAGAUCAACAACUCCAAACUGUCAAGAAGACCAAGAUCAUUCGCAGGAAGAAGCGGCCCGCGAGGAUACAAGUUGACCCAUCGACGAUCCAGCGCGAACCCGCGCAGCAACCUGGGUUGGAUUACAAUAUUUGGUAUAACAAAAGUGGCGACAACGAAGACAAGUACGGACUCAGUCAGCCGGCGACGAGUCGGUGCAAUGUUGCGCGUGACGCUGGAUACACUCGCGCUGAUCGUGUGCCCGGCUCUUUCUUCUGCUUGCAUUUCGCUCGAGGUGUCUGCGUGAAAGGCCAAGAUUGUGAAUACUUACACCGUAUACCCACCCUUCACGAUAUUUUCAAUCCAAACAUGGAUUGUUUUGGGCGGGAUAAGCACAGCGAUUACAAGGAAGAUAUGUCUGGUGUGGGUUCGUUCAUGCGCCAGAACCGCACAAUCUAUGUGGGAAGAAUCACAGUCUCGGACGAUAUUGAAGAGGUUGUCUCAAGGCAUUUCGCGGAAUGGGGCCAGGUAGAGAGAACGCGUGUUCUCACUGGCAGAGGUGUCGCCUUCAUAACCUAUAGUCACGAAGCCAAUGCUCAGUUCGCCUUGGUAGCAAUGGGAAAUCAAGCUUUGGACCAUGAAGAAAUCUUAAACGUGCGCUGGGCUACUGCUGACCCGAACCCCAUGGCACAAAAGCGUGAGGCACGUCGGUUAGAAGAGCAGGCUGCCGAGGCCGUGCGCCGGGCUCUUCCCGCAGCUUUUGUAGCAGAGAUUGAAGGCCGCGACCCCGAGGCCAAGAAGCGAAAGAAGAUCGAAGGAACCUUCGGAUUACAGGGUUAUGAUGUUCCAGACGACGUGUGGCACGCCCGGACACGUCAAUUGGAGGAUGCAAGCCAGGCUGCCCAGCUAGAGGCACCUGUACAAUCGAUGAUGAUUGAGUCUGCUCCUGUUCCGGUGCAGGAGCAACAGCGACAGAGCAACGGUAUCUUCUCCAGUUCUGCUGUUGCGGCCCUGCGGGGGCUUAACGGCGGAGUAGUCAGUACACAAGCACCCAAGGCCACCGGUGGCCCCUUAGUCGCCUAUGGUAGCGACGACGAGAGUGAUUGA
Messenger RNA from Penicillium paradoxum, 1275 nucleotides. RefSeq names its product active spliceosome conformation promoter CWC2 (gene cwc2). The annotation marks the transcript as partial. Gene Ontology annotation, molecular function: metal ion binding; pre-mRNA binding; U6 snRNA binding. The transcript is spliced from 8 exons. NCBI's taxonomy places the organism in Eukaryota, Fungi, Ascomycota, Eurotiomycetes, Eurotiales, Aspergillaceae. Gene Ontology annotation, cellular component: U2-type catalytic step 1 spliceosome; U2-type catalytic step 2 spliceosome; Prp19 complex. The record is from RefSeq and is a predicted model, not a curated record.